Messenger RNA from Entrophospora sp. SA101, 281 nucleotides. Lineage: Eukaryota; Fungi; Glomeromycota; Glomeromycetes; Entrophosporales; Entrophosporaceae. The record is from the annotation of a GenBank genome assembly.
UAACUUCUUGGGAAAUGUUAGGCACAAAUUUAUCUGUAAAAAAAGCUGAUGGUGAAUGGUCAUCAGAAUCAGAACGGUUAUUGUUGAUGGACCGUAAAGAUUUUAAUCAAUUAGGCAUAGGAGUUGAUGAUUUGAUAGAUGCUUAUGUACAGACUUGUUUAGCAGUUAUUGCAAUUGAUAAAAUGUGUCAAAAGUUGAUGCCAGAAGAAGGAAAAUUUGAUUUUAAUUUAUUCAGAGCUUUAAAUCCUGAUGAAACUUUGUUAUCAGAAAUAUUAGAGUAA